This is a messenger RNA of Lepisosteus oculatus (spotted gar), 710 nucleotides long. RefSeq names its product profilin family member 4 (gene pfn4). Gene Ontology annotation, cellular component: cell cortex. Gene Ontology annotation, molecular function: actin monomer binding. The record is from RefSeq and is a predicted model, not a curated record. NCBI's taxonomy places the organism in Eukaryota, Metazoa, Chordata, Actinopteri, Semionotiformes, Lepisosteidae.
UGGGGCGCUAAAAGAUUUGUUCCCAUGGGAAUGGGUAAAUAAGAAAAUGAAUGAAGCAGUAAUCAUUACUUAAUGCGCCAUACCAGAGAGUAAGUUUUAAAUUUCAACGGAUUAAAUACACUGUUGAUGAAGACGUUCAUGGAGACCGUGAGUCCCAUUUGAUACUGUGCUAUGCCAUUGACAGUCGACUAUACAAUUAUUUGGAUGACACAAGAUGAACCAGCUACACAAUUUACUAAACGACUGUCUCAUCGAUACAAAACAUGUGGAAAGUGCAGCUGUUAUUAGUUUGAAAGGUGCAGCUGUGUUGGCGACCUCUGCCCGGUUUAAUAUACAGCCACAACAGGCCCACAUGUUUGCAGAAGCAUUCAAACGCACUGCAGUUAUCCGGGAAGAGGGUUUCUACUUUCAGGAUAAAAACUACUCCUGUGUCAGAGCUGACAAAAACUCAAUCUACUCCAAAUGCAAUGGCAAGGGACUGGUAAUGGUUAAAACGGGAUCCUAUAUACUGGUUGCUACGUACAACGAGGGCAUGUAUCCGAGUGUUUGUGUGGAAGCUGUGGAAAAACUAGCUGAAUAUUUACGAGAGAAGGGAAAAUGAAGAAAAAAGAAAACGAGAAGAUUAAUAAUACACUUGCCAAUACUAAUUUGUAAAAAGUUAACUUUGGAAUGUGUUAUCAAUUAACAUUCAUUAAAAACACUUAAUUAAA